Dioszegia hungarica is the source of this 741-nucleotide messenger RNA. RefSeq lists its product as uncharacterized. NCBI's taxonomy places the organism in Eukaryota, Fungi, Basidiomycota, Tremellomycetes, Tremellales, Bulleribasidiaceae. The record is from RefSeq and is a predicted model, not a curated record. The transcript is spliced from 6 exons. The coding region runs from base 1 to 741 and encodes 246 amino acids.
AUGGAUAAGGGCUUAGUCGCAGGCACCGUGACGUACGGUCUGUCUCAACAGCUGGCUGGGUUCCCCUGUCGGCAAAUAUAUCCUCGUCGAGUGCAAGCGGAAGCUCAGCCCAACAGGGGUAUACCAAUUGACGAGGGUAUCGCUCACGUCGAUGCCGCUGAGCCUUCCUCUCGAGAUGGAUCCAUUGCCGCCAUCCGCACCAUCACGGAGAGCGACCUAGUCGAGUCUCCCAGGUCGGAAGGGAUGGGUGUUGGGCGAUCUGGCUUGGAUGGAUCGCGCUUGAGGGUGAUCUGGUAUGGGUGGAACGCCUACUGUUGUAUAAGCUGCCCACCCAUGCUGCCCGAGGAGACUGGACCAAGUCGAAUUGGCAGAGGCUAUCGUCGAUGCGCCCUUCAGAUCCUCCACUCUGCCGGUCAGCCAUACACCCCCUCCACAGCCCUCCCAUCGCUUACCCGUCUUCCCUCCUGCUCACGACAACACCUCCGGGCCAAACGAGGCCCUCUCAUCGACAGCCAUCCUCCAUCUCCUCCUCUCCAACCCACUACCUUCACCGGGCGCCCUCGGCGCACUGCCGGAUUCCUCCCCAGUGCGUCCAGCGACUGGGAAAAACUCCAUAAGCAACUCGUCGCUCUCGGUCACACCUACCCGGAGUGCCACAUACACCCCGAUAUCGUCGUCUGGAACAACAUGAAAGACCGCCUCACCUGGGCUUCGGAUCCCGAGAAUGACGCCUACCGGUGA